Molecule: messenger RNA, 3634 nt
Organism: Arvicola amphibius (Eurasian water vole)
Lineage: Eukaryota; Metazoa; Chordata; Mammalia; Rodentia; Cricetidae
Gene: Tfip11
Product: tuftelin interacting protein 11
Exons: 14
Coding region: 351-2864 (837 amino acids)
Biological process (GO): spliceosomal complex disassembly
Cellular component (GO): U2-type post-mRNA release spliceosomal complex
Molecular function (GO): nucleic acid binding
Source: RefSeq, a predicted model, not a curated record
AUUUCCACCGCUGGGUGACGUCAUUCCGGCGCGCCGGCAGGGCCACAUCCGGGUUUCGGCUGGAGGACUCCUCAGACGUUUUCCGCCUGUGGACGAAAGCUGUGUGGAUCGCAAUCGCUGAACGAGGUGCAGCUGUGAAGUGUUGGUCAGAAAGACUGUAGCCUUCCAGUGCCUCAGAAGCCGCUCAGCCCCGGGAGAGAAAACCUGAGUGUUGCACUGGUCAUUCAGUCUCAUGAAACAGUAUUUCAGAAAACGUUUUGAAGUUUCCAUGAGAACCCGAUUCUGCUAGAAAUAACUCUUUCUUGGAGACCCGAAAAGGCCAAGGCCACCCAGCUUCUGAGUGACCAGCCAUGUCACUGUCCCACCUGUACCGGGAUGGGGAAGGCCACCUGGAUGAUGAUGAUGACGAGCGUGAGAAUUUUGAGAUCACAGAUUGGGAUCUCCAGAAUGAGUUCAAUCCCAACCGGCAGCGUCACUGGCAGACCAAGGAGGAGGCCACCUAUGGGGUGUGGGCUGAGCGUGACUCGGACGAGGAGAGGCCCAGCUUUGGAGGAAAACGGGCCCGAGACUAUUCUGCACCCGUUAACUUCAUCAGCGCGGGGCUCAAGAAAGGGGCAGCUGAGGAAGGGGACUCCGACGACUCUGAUGAUGACGAGAAGCCUGUGAAGCAGGAGGAUUUUCCAAAGGAUUUAGGACCAAAGAAGUUAAAAACGGGUGGCAAUUUUAAGCCCAGCCAGAAAGGCUUUGCUGGAGGAACCAAGUCCUUCAUGGACUUUGGCAGCUGGGAGAGACACACGAAGGGGAUCGGGCAGAAGCUGCUGCAGAAGAUGGGUUAUGUCCCUGGACGGGGCCUGGGAAAGAACGCACAAGGUAUCAUCAACCCCAUUGAAGCCAAACAGAGAAAAGGCAAAGGAGCUGUGGGGGCCUAUGGCUCAGAGAGGACCACUCAGUCUCUGCAGGACUUCCCCGUGGCCGACUCAGAAGAGGAGGCUGAAGAGGAGUUUCAGAAGGAGCUGAGUCAGUGGAGGAAAGACCCCAGCGGGAGCAAGAAGAAGCCCAAGUACUCUUACAAGACUGUGGAGGAGCUGAAGGCCAAGGGCAGGAUCAGUAAGAAGCUCACAGCGCCUCAGAAGGAGCUGUCUCAGGUCAAGGUUAUCGACAUGACAGGCCGGGAGCAGAAGGUGUACUACAGUUACAGCCAGAUCAGCCACAAGCACAGCGUCCCCGAUGAAGGGCUGCCGUUGCUGGCGCAGCUGCCUCCCACAGCUGGCAAGGAAGCCAAGGUGCCAGGCUUUGCACUUCCUGAACUGGAGCACAACCUGCAGCUGCUCAUUGAGCGUACAGAGCAGGAGAUCAUCCAGAGUGACCGUCAGCUGCAGUAUGAGCGGGACAUGGUGGUCAGCCUGUCGCAUGAGCUUGAGAAGACGGCAGAGGUCCUAGCACAUGAGGAGCGUGUCAUCUCCAACCUCAGCAAAGUGCUGGCCCUGGUGGAGGAGUGUGAGCGCCGCAUGCAGCCUCAUGGCACCAACCCCCUCACGCUGGAUGAGUGUGCCCGCAUCUUUGAGAUGCUGCAGGACAAGUACUAUGAGGAAUAUCGCCUGGCGGACCGUGCAGACCUUGCUGUGGCCAUCGUCUACCCACUUGUGAAGGAAUACUUCAAGGACUGGCACCCCCUCGAGGAUGGCAGCUAUGGAACCCAGAUCAUCUCCAAGUGGAAGAGCCUCCUGGAGAAUGAUCAGCUUCUGUCUCACAGCAGCCAGGACCUGUCGUCAGACGCCUUCCACAGGCUCAUGUGGGAGGUUUGGAUGCCUUUUGUUCGGAAUGUUGUUGCCCAGUGGCAACCUAGGAACUGUGACCCGAUGGUGGACUUCCUGGACAGCUGGGCACCCAUCAUCCCUGUGUGGAUCCUGGACAAUAUUCUGGACCAGCUCAUCUUCCCCAAGCUGCAGAAGGAGGUGGACAACUGGAACCCUUUGACAGACACUGUUCCCAUCCAUUCGUGGAUCCAUCCGUGGCUGCCCCUCAUGCAGGCCCGCCUGGAGCCUCUCUACUCCCCUGUCCGCAGCAAGCUGUCCAGCGCACUGCAAAAGUGGCACCCCAGUGAUGCCUCAGCCAAGCUCAUCCUGCAGCCCUGGAAAGAGGUUCUCACUCCUGGGUCCUGGGAGGCCUUCAUGCUCAGGAACAUUGUGCCCAAGUUGGGCAUGUGCCUGGGUGAGCUCGUCAUCAACCCCCACCAGCAGCAUAUGGAUGCCUUCUACUGGGUGAUGGACUGGGAAGGGAUGAUUUCAGUCUCCAGCCUGGUGGGGCUGCUGGAGAAGCAUUUCUUCCCCAAGUGGCUUCAGGUGCUGUGCUCCUGGCUCAGUAACAGCCCCAAUUAUGAGGAGAUCACCAAGUGGUACCUGGGCUGGAAAUCCAUGUUCUCAGACCAGGUGCUGGCACACCCCUCUGUCAAGGACAAGUUCAAUGAAGCACUUGACAUCAUGAACAGGGCUGUGUCCUCCAAUGUGGGUGCCUACAUGCAGCCAGGUGCACGAGAGAAUAUUGCCUACCUCACCCAUACGGAGCGCAGGAAGGACUUCCAGUACGAGGCCAUGCAGGAGCGCCGUGAGGCUGAGAACAUGGCUCAGAGGGGCAUCGGUGUGGCUGCCAGCUCUGUGCCCAUGAACUUUAAGGACCUCAUUGAGACCAAGGCGGAGGAGCACAACAUCGUGUUCAUGCCUGUCAUUGGCAAGCGGCACGAGGGCAAGCAGCUCUACACCUUUGGCCGCAUCGUCAUCUACAUCGACCGUGGAGUAGUGUUCGUGCAGGGCGAGAAGACUUGGGUGCCCACCUCCCUGCAGAGCCUCAUAGACAUGGCCAAGUAGACACAGGGCCUACACCUGGCAGGCGUAGAUAAACAGCACUUUAAACCAGCUUUACAAAUGAUGUCUCUCUAUUUGGGAAACCAGCACCAGGGCAGGGUGUGAUGUGAUGCCACCAGCCUGGGCUAUAUUCCUGGCUUGGCAGAGAUGGCAUGGUCUGCACCAUGGCUCUUGGCGCAUGUGGCAGGAGCUGCCCUGCUACACUGGCUGGGCUGAGUCUGUCUGUUUUCUGAUGAUCUCUAGGUCCUCGCAGUCCUGGUAAUCAGGCUCUUCCCGAGAUGCCCAAAGGUCCCUGGGCAGUCCCUCCAGCUUCAGUAGAGGGAACCAGUGAACAGAGGUGUCGUUAAAGGUGUCCAUGUACCGUGGAGUCUGUGGCAGUGGGAUCUCCUCCAGGCUUUUCAGAAUCUGAGUGGAGGGUCCAGACACAGGCAUUAGGCAUGACCCUGUUCUCCUGGCAUGCUUUUCCUUACCUGGCCACCCCAUUGUCCUUUUGAAAACUAAGAAAUGGGGAUUUAUAUUUCAAUGCUUUUUAAUCCCGAAGGCCAUGGAAAUGCUGGACUCACCCUGAGAAUGAAGGGGACUGGGUUCUAACUGGUUCUAGGGGAGAGCCCCUGCCAGUACAUCAUGAUUUAUGUGCUCAGAAACAUCAAUGGUAGUGUGGUUUUGCACCCCCACCCCUACCCAACCACUCUUUCAGAUACCUUUGCGAUGUAGGGAUAAUUUUUCUGCAGAAUCCUUGUCAACAACCUAGAAAUAAAAAAAUAUGUACAUAA